This is a messenger RNA of Paramecium pentaurelia, 1687 nucleotides long. The record is from the annotation of a GenBank genome assembly. NCBI's taxonomy places the organism in Eukaryota, Ciliophora, Oligohymenophorea, Peniculida, Parameciidae.
AUGAAUCAAAGUUAAACAAUUUCAACUCUAAACACUUCCAUCCAAAAAGCUAAAUCUGAUUUUCAACAAAUUACAACAUAAAAUAAGUAUACAUUACAUCUUAACUAGAUCUCUCAUCUCAUAAAUGAAAAUUGACAAUUCUGAAUAUACAGAUUAAUUAAUCAAUUAAAAAUAAAAAAAUACAGUUGUCGAUACUUAACUAGCUUUGAGUGUGAUUAAGGCUUAAGAAGAAUGUGCUUUGAUUGCUUAAAAAAUUGAAAUAGAAACUAAAAAGAAGGUAAUAAAUUACUUAUAUUUUAGUAAGACUUAGAAAAUCUAGUAAAUGCUAUGAAAACAAGUGCAAAAGAUAUUUCAAAAAUAGAAAAUACUAAUUCUGGCAGUGAAUUAACUUAAGUUUAAAAAGUAAAAUCAAUAUUUAAUAUGAUAGGCAGUUCGAGAUGCAGAAUUGAAACUGUAAUAAAUUCACAUUAAACAUAAUGAAUAAUUAGCAGAAGUAGAAGCAGAAAAAGAGUAAUUGAAUCUUAGUAGAAGAGAAAGAGUUAUUUAUUCAACAGUAUUUAAAGGAAUAGAAAAAGAUGCUAUUUUUAAAUAAAGAGAAUAUUAAAAUUGUAUAAGAUAAAAUGAAUUACUUAAAGAGGAAGUAACUAAAUUUAUUUAAAUUAUAGUAAAAAUUUCUUCAAGACUAAUUGAAAUUGAUUAAAGAAUUAGCUGAUAAAGAACAAACAAAAUUCCAACAAGAAUAUGAUGCCUUAUUCAAACCUUAAAAAGAUGAAUAAUAGGAACAAUAAAGCAUGGCUUCAGAUUAAAAAUCUUAAGUUUAAGGACCUUAUUUAACAGAAUAAGGUGAUUAAUCAAAACCAAUAUUAAAAGAAAGAAGUGAAUCAUAAUAGGAAUAGAAAGAUGUUGCCUAAUAAGUUCUUGAAUAUGAGGCUUAAUUUAAUAAACUUUAUUUAGAAACAGGAUUUAAUAAUGUUGAAGCAAUACUGAAAUAAUAUUAUAAUUAAGAAAUUUGGAUUGAUGAAAUCUAUAAAGAAAUCAAUGAGAUAAAUUAAGAGGUAAUAAUUCUAAUUAUAUUUUAAGAUUGAACAAACUGAAUAAAAGAAUGAGAAAAUAUAAUAAUAUUUAUAAAAGUUUAAAUAAAUGGCAAAAGCUCCAAUUAAAGAAUAAGUAAAUUCUGAAGAUUCUAAGAUUGAAAGAAUCUCAAGAGGAAUAGAUUAAAAUAAAAAAUAAAUAGCUUAAAUUUAGUAACAGUAUAUGAGGAUUUAAGAAUAAAUAGGAGUCGAAAUUAUAAAUGGAGAUGAUGAUGAAACAACCCUAUUGCCAAAAAUAGAAUAAUUAGAAAAAAUAAUAGAUAAUAUUUUAUUAGUUUCAAAUUAAUAUAUUCCAAAAUAAGAUCAAAAGAAAUAAAAGAAAGGAACAGUUAAAUUUGAUGAUGAUAAAAGUGAAAUAUCAGGUACAAAAUAACAUACUGAAUUAAAAUCUUAAACUGAUCAUUAAAAUGAUUUAGACAUUAUAUUGACAGAGGGUAUAGAAAAUUUAUUAUUUUGUAGUUGAGAAGAGAAAGACAUUGGCUGAAUCAAGACAUACAAAAGAAGAAUUAUAAAAAGAAAGUACUGAUUAAAUGGUUCUAUCAUAAAAUAAAAAAUAAAAUUCUAAAAGAUCAAAACAUUAAUAAUCACAAUAUUGA